This is a messenger RNA of Nasonia vitripennis (jewel wasp), 4159 nucleotides long. RefSeq names its product sphingomyelin phosphodiesterase. The record is from RefSeq and is a predicted model, not a curated record. Gene Ontology annotation, cellular component: lysosome. The transcript is spliced from 12 exons. NCBI's taxonomy places the organism in Eukaryota, Metazoa, Arthropoda, Insecta, Hymenoptera, Pteromalidae. Gene Ontology annotation, biological process: sphingomyelin catabolic process; ceramide biosynthetic process. The coding region runs from base 1869 to 4004 and encodes 711 amino acids. Gene Ontology annotation, molecular function: acid sphingomyelin phosphodiesterase activity.
UCUUUAGUGUGUGACACUGUGCUGUACUGUGCUAAACUGUCUAAUAUUACCCUAUUGUGUACCAUAGUAUGCUAAAGUGUGCCAAACUGUGUCGAAAAUGUGCCAUUGUGUGCUAUAUACUGUUUCACUUGUCCAAAUUUGACCACUUUGGCACACUUAGUUAUUUUCACUACGGAAUGAACAGAAAAACAUAACUUCGAAUUUUUUGACAAGACGAUUUAGCAUAAGUUAUAAUAUCACUAAUUGAUAUAACUUUAGCAAAAUUUACUAUAAUGCAUAAUAAUCAUUAGAAUAAUUGUUAUUAUAAUCAUAAUGAUAAAAUUUAUUGAAUUUCUGACGAAAUAUAACAAUUUUAAAGUUUCUAAUGUAAUAAAAAAAUAUAUUGUUGUUAUAAUAAAAAUUAUCUAAAACCUUAUAAUUUUGAGGAUGAUGUAAGUUUGUCCAUACUUUACUAUGUAUUAUAGUAAUUUUUAAUAGACUUUGAAUAAUUUUUAUUAUAGCAUUUCUCGUCGUGUAAACUAAAAAAUUAACGUUACAAUGUAAAAAAUAAAAUUUUUUAAAACUUUACCAUCUGUGUAACAUUUGCUUAGAACUCCGAUUGUGAAAACCAAUAUUUUUAUUUUUCAACACUUCAAAUUUUUUUGUUUUAAUCAAUUAUUAAAAAAUGAAUAGUAAUUUAUUUAUUUUUACAGUAUAAGCUGUUUUUUGUGGAAUUCUUCAUAUAUAAUCCUUACACCAAUAGACAUAUAAUGAAAAAUGAAGAAAUAUAAAAAAUUGUAAUAGAAAAUAGUAAAUUUAAAUAAAAUAUAAAAAAUUUGUAAAAUUUGAUAUAAUAAAAUCAUAGAUUUCGUAGCAUUAAUUUUGCUGUUUACCAGGGGUAGUUUUAAUUGUAAAAAAAUGUAAUUAAUUAUAUAACCGCGUUCAGACGUAUAAUUUAAAUAUCUGAUUAUUAAUUUAAAUAUUUUCAUUGUCAAUAUAAAAAGAAAGAUUCAUGUGUAUUAUUGUAUGUACAUCUAAAGUACAAUCUUUCCAAAAGUUGCAUGACAAAUUUUAUUUUAUAAAUGUUGUAAUUGAAUGAACUUAUUCAAUGUUAUUACUGAACAUUAAGUUGGGCAUAUUCGCUUAGAAUUAAUAAAGGAUCAAGAGCAACAACUUUGCGCAUCUAGUACAGUACAGUAAACAGGGAUCACAGGGAACAUCAGGCGAGUGUGUAUACACGUGACGUAGGUAUAAGGUAGUCCACGUCAAGUCAUCGACGUGCAUGUGUCAUUUCAAUAGAAGAAUAUUAGUCAUUAAAAAAAAUAGAAGAAGCGGGUGUUACACCAGCAAUCACAUACUAAUUAAAAUAAGUAUCUAUGUGCUAAAAUGAUAUAACUUAUCUAACGUGAAUUUAAUAUAUCGAGGAGAAUAAAUACAAAUAAAUACGACAUACAUGUGUGCUUAACCUAUUUUAGAUUUACUUUAUGAGUAUCCAAUGCUUAUAAUUAAAAAUAUCAAGUUUAUUAGAAAAUUUAAAAACUGACAACAUCAACACGUGAUUUAUAAUUUUUAGCUUGGACGGGGUGUUACACAUUUAAACCUUAAUAUUGGUGAAAGUAAGAGUUCGAUCCGGAAUACGACCAUCAAAAAAUUCAUGGAGAUACCUUUUCAUAGUACAAAAGUUCCUGUAUGGGUCCCAGAAUGGCAGAGACCCUGUAUCUUUGGCUAAAAAUGAAGAUAACUAUAAAUUUGUGUUAAAAUGAUUAAAAUUUAUAUUUAAAGCUUGUGGCAAAGCUUAUGAAUUGCUUGGAGCAUUCCUACAAAAAUCACAGAGAUAGCAAACAUCCAAAUAAAGAAAGGCAUCAGACACAUCCACACUUUGUGAUACCAUGUUCAGUCGCAUCUGGACAUUAAAAAUAAUUUACUACUAUUUAACACUGCUUCAGCAGCAAACUUUAGGUUCUCCAAUAUGGUCACAAAGAGAAACGGAAAUUUUAUCAACCAAUUGGACGGAGAUGGCGGAUGAAUGGAUUAAAGCUAAGGAUCGAAUUGCUGAAAGAAUAAGCAUUACUUUAUUGCCCUCAAAUAAUAAGAUUCAUGAACUUCCACCCAUAUCUCCUAGUUUCAUUUUUACAAAUUCUGUCGAUGUAGAUCAGUUAACACGGAUGAACUACUCCCGCAUGUUAUGGGAUAUGGAAUACAGUCAGAAAUCUGGGCACUUAUCUCUUUUUGUUGAUAAAGCCAUGAAGUUAUUAGACCUACGGCAAGUCAUGACUGAAGUUGAAACAUCUGUAAUGUCAAAAGUUUCUUGUACUGCCUGCAAAGUAGGCGCCGGUUUACUGCAACAUUUUAUAAAAGCUGGAAAAAGUGAAGAAGAAAUUUUGAAUAGUAUUUUUCAGUUCUGUGUUUCUCUCAAGAUUCAAAGUGUCAGAGUAUGUCAGGGUAUCACACUUCUUAUGGGUGGUGAAGUAAUAUAUGUAUUAAAAGAAGUUGAAAUGUCAUCUGCGCAAAUAUGUAGCUUUGUAAUUGGAGAUGCUUGUGAGGAUGUAUACAAUCCACUACAUGAUUGGGAAGUUGUGUUUCCGCCAGUUAACAAACCUACUAUAAAGCCACCAGUAUCUCCACUUGAAGGUGCUCCAAACUUCAAAGUAUUACAUAUCUCAGAUACUCAUUAUGAUCCAUACUAUCAAGAGGGUACGAAUGCUGAGUGUAACGAACCACUUUGUUGCCGAUUGACUAACGGGCCUGCCUUGACGCCAUCUGCAGCGGCUGGAAAGUGGGGAGACUAUAGAAAAUGUGACACACCUAAGCGUACUGUUGAUCAUAUGUUAAACCAUAUAGCCGCAACGCAUCCGGAUAUAGAUUAUAUAAUCUGGACAGGUGAUUUACCGCCACACGAUGUCUGGAAUCAAACCAGAGAUGAAAAUUUAAAAAUCCUACGUGACACUGUUAAACAAAUGGUAAAGACAUUUCCGGGAGUACCUAUUUUCCCAUCUCUUGGAAAUCAUGAAAGUGCUCCAGUAAAUAGCUAUCCACCACCAUUCGCUCCCGAGGAUAACAGUAUAGCUUGGCUUUACAAUGAGCUGGAUGAACAAUGGAGACAAUGGUUACCAGCCGGAACCUCCAAUACUGUAAAAAGAGGGGCAUUUUAUUCAGUGCUUGUCAGACCGGGUUUUCGUAUACUUUCAGUCAAUACUAAUUAUUGUAAUAACAAAAAUUGGUGGUUACUCAUGAAUAGCACUGAUCCCGUAAGUGAAUUACAGUGGUUGAUUUAUGAACUUCAAGGAGCCGAAAUAAAUAAUGAGAAAGUUCAUAUUAUUGGACACAUACCACCAGGUCAUUCAGAUUGCUUGAAAGUAUGGUCAAGAAAUUAUUACCACAUAAUAAAUAGGUAUGAGUCAACGAUAACUGCACAGUUUUUUGGACAUACUCAUUACGAUGAAUUUGAAGUCUUUUAUGAUACAGCAGAUCUUGGGCGAGCCUUAAGUAUUGCAUACAUUGGUCCCUCCGUUUCACCAUAUUAUGACCUUAAUCCUGGUUAUCGGAUUUAUUACGUUGACGGUGAUCAUCCUAAAACCACUAGGAUGGUAAUCGAUCACGAAAGUUGGGUUAUGAAUCUCAAGGAAGCAAAUCUCUAUGACUUUCCAAUAUGGUAUAAAUCAUACAGUGCUCGACAAACCUUUCAAAUGCCGUCAUUGUUACCAAAGGAUUGGGACUCACUUAUAGAUAAAAUGACAAAUGAACCAAAUGUAUUUGACAUUUAUUACAAGCAUUAUUACAAAAAUUCACCCGUGAGACCUCUAUGUAACGAUGAAUGCAAAAAAAGAUUAUUAUGUGAUUUACGCAGUGGACGAAGUCACGACCGUAAAGCACUUUGCCAAAAUCUUGAAACUAGGAUUAAUGGCGAUACCAAGACAGGAUGGCGAGCAUGGAUAUACAACGGUCUAGCUCUUUCAAUGUCAGUUGUGAUGUCAAUACCUAGAUUUGCUUACAAUUUACCAAAGUACGUUUUGGGUCUUGUAUAGAAGCAGAUAAUGAAUGUCAAAAAUUUUUGUAAAAGUUACGAGAAAUGUAAAUUAAUCGUACCAGAUUCAUGUUUGAAGUAUGUGUAUAAAAUAUGUUUUUGCAUUGUAAAUACAAGAAAUAAUUUUCUAACAAUAUAUAUUAAUCUAACAAUUUA